Pomacea canaliculata is the source of this 3339-nucleotide messenger RNA. Its product is annotated as centrosomal protein of 95 kDa-like. Gene Ontology annotation, cellular component: spindle pole; centrosome. The transcript is spliced from 25 exons. The record is from RefSeq and is a predicted model, not a curated record. Lineage: Eukaryota; Metazoa; Mollusca; Gastropoda; Architaenioglossa; Ampullariidae. Bases 153 to 3227 code for a protein of 1024 amino acids.
CAUCCUCAGGGAGAUGGUACACAAUCAGCAGCGGCAAAGAAUGAAGUCGUUAACUAAAUAUCUGGUUUGAUUUCAUUUUUGGUAUCUCUGAGUAUCUGUGUGAGAUCCCAGCUAUAAUUGUUGAAUGCAGACCAAGUGAAAGUCAUUCGAAGAUGGAUGACUUCAGUGGUCUUGAAUAUGCCCAUGAUUCACUUGUAGACAAUGAUGUUAUCUCCAAAGCCAACAACCUUCUGAGUCAGUUUAACCUCCCAACGAAAGUAACUGAACUCCAGGACAUCACCGCUGCCCUCUUUGUUGUCUUGUAUGAAAGUCUUUUCAGUGACAGACUGCCAGGCAUUGUAAGACAGCCUGUGACACGUGAAGAUGAAAUUCAUAACUGCCAGAUAGUGAUUGAUGUACUAGCUGCUGAUGUCAUUAAGGACAGUCUCUCACACAUACGUGGUAUUGAUAUUGUGGAAGGAAAGGUGCAGGCCAUCAGCAAUCUAAUUGACAUCUUUAUUUUCCUCUUUGAGUAUGUCAUCAAGCAGAUUGAGAGUGAUGCACCCACAGACACUGAAGAUGAUCAAGCAAAGGAAGAGGCACCAUUGCAAGCACUUGAUGUUCUAUCAAAAGAGAAUAGUGAGACUAAACACAAUGAUGGGAAUGGUGCAAAGGUCAUAAAAAGUACAGAUGAUAACAGAGAUGAUAACAGCUGGUCCAUAUCUUCUGAGGUGGAUGGUUCCAAGAAGACAUCAGGAUUUCGUGCGCAGGGAAAAGAAAGAGGAUACAGAACAACUGCUCCUGCCAAGGUGAUUUAUACAACAGCUCCCUCUCCCAUUCACCCUGACGGUGCCAGUUCCUUGCUUGAACAAGAAACAAUCAAUUCAACACAAGAGUUGAUUCAGGAGGGUGAGAAGGUACAGCUAAAUCUUCAGAAGAAUCAGCAACCUGAAGUUAAGGUGACUUGGGAAGACCCCAGGAAGGAUGGUGUUGCAGAUGGACAGUUUGAUUUCAUUGGACGUAGACCAGCAUGUUUCAACUCAGGUGGGCAGCCCAAUAAAUGUCAUGUUCCAAGAUCAAACUCCAGGAACCAUGGUAGCCGCCAUUACACGUUCACACAUCAUCUCAUUUACCAUUACCCACAAGAUAUUAUGGCUUCUUCCAUCACAGCAGCAGUUGUGGGAACAUGUUUACCACUGAAACCCAGUGCUGCAGGUGCUAAUUUUCAUAGUGGCUCCUCCAUUCCCUCCUCUGCUUACCAACACUUUAGUGAGAAUGAAUUAAAUAUGUCUGUCUCCAUGCCUGUGCCAAAGAGACCAGUAACUCCACAGCAGCAAGAUAAGUUGCGUACAACCAUUGGUCCCAUCAGCUAUCACAACUGGAUGACACCUGAGAAGCCAUACCACCAGAGUAUUUAUAAUAGAGAGGAAGAACAAGGGGAAGGUAUCCCUUCAUAUGGAGACCUUCAUCAACUGGUGCAGCGCACAGCAGCCCUGACACAGGCAGCUAUUGAUAGAAGCCCAUUGCGAAUGAACAGCAAAAGAUCAACACCAGGCAUCACAGACAUAAGUGCUCAAGGAUGCCAAGUGCCUCCAUCAGAAGCCAUGAAGCUAGCACAUGAGCUUAACAAGUUUCAUCUGGAUCCACCCUGUCAUCUUCCUCAGCAACAGGGUGAUAUAGAUGGAGUGGCCGCAGAUAAGGUUCUUAGCAGAGAGAUGUUGUCUGAUCAGCAGCAAAAAUCUGCAGUAAAGAGUUCCAGAAGAUCUGUUAAAAUGCGUUCCCAAAGAGAAGAGACUGAACAUGAGAAGCAUAAAAUAAAAACGAAGGCAGACAUCUUUACAGUGAAGACAACACAGAAAUGGGAUAAAGAUUCGAAAGAAUCUGAAAAGUUAAAAAGUGAGCAGAGGGGAGUUUCGUCAGGAAGAUCCCACACGAAUGACUCUGAAUCAGACAACCCUUAUUCUCCUACACGGAAACAGAGGCAUCAUGACAUUGUGGACGAUGUUCUUAGCUGUGAUUCUGAUGAACUGGUAGCUGCCCUAAGAGAGCAAGCAAGAGGGCAGAUUAAAAAAAGAUUGCUGUUCCAGAAACUGGAUAGAAUGGGCGAUGAAUCAUUGUUUGAUAUACAUUGCCAUCUGGAUACUGAAAAGGAUAUUGCAAGAAAAAAACAAAAUAUUUUGGAGAAAAUGUAUGAGGAGGAGUAUGAGGACAUUGCCGAGGAGGUUGAGAGGCGCCUGAAGGAGGAGAGCAAGUUUUUGAGCAAGCUGGAAGAAGAAUACAAGAAAAUGUUGAUGGCAAGGAAAAAACCUAAGAAGACUAAAAGUUCAACCAAGCCUAAAGGGUACUUGACAGCGGCAGCUCCAAAGAAGCUAAAAAUCUCUUUUCAGUCAAAGAGUUCCAAUUCCAAUGCCAAGUGCCAGACUGACAACACUGAUGUUAGAGCUCCAGCUGCUGCUGGUCGAUUGUUGAUCUCAGAUGAGGAUGACCUAAUGCCCCUGUUGAUGAAAGAGUUUCCUCAUCUGUAUAUUUCUGACCACACCUGGCAUGAGCUGUGGCGAAAAGGUAUUUCGCAGAUUGAAGGCCUCACACGAUCCUAUGAAGAAAACAAGAGGCGUAAGAGCAAAGUACAAAAACAGUUGGAGGAAGCUGCACAGAAGCAUGAAGUUCUUGCACAGGCUAUCAAGAAACAAAUGGAGCACAGUAAACGUCUGCAUGACAUCCAAAAUCAGAAGGCUCAACAAACAUUGAUGAAAAAUAAAGUGCACGAGAAGCGUCUGCAAUCUGCCCGAACACGACGCUACUACAACGACUAUCAAGUUCGUACUCGUUCCAAGAUGCUUAAGCGCAGAACCAAAGAAGAAGCGAUCUUCAAAAAUCUGUUCAAAGAUGGAUUAAGUAUUCAAAAAGAAAGAAUCCUGGAAAUGCGACGGUAUGCAAAAGACCAGAGAGAAAAACAGGAUCAAAGGAGGCAAGAUGAAAUUGACUCCUUGGAGAACUAUUAUCGUGAUCAGUUUGACAUGCUAGUGCAAAAGGUUAUCAAUGAGCGACAGGAAACUUUCAUCAGGGAGAAAGCCCAGAAAAAGGUGUUGGACGAUAUGAAGCGUGAUCUUCGGCGCAGGAUGGAGACUGAAAUCGGAGAAAUACAAUCACAACUGUUCCGUGAUGAUGAUGAUGCUUAUUUCCGACAACUGGAUGCUGAUUGCCUACGUCAUGGACUGCAGAUUGCAAAGUACCAAACUCGAGUGUAGUUCUUUGAAAAGAUUUAUACUUGGGUUGACCUAUAUGUUUCAUUAAGUUGCUGAUUUGUUUAAAAUGACAUUUUAAGGCAUCCUAAUAUUGAAUAAAAUCUCCUCAACUCAU